AUGACUUCGGACUCCCAAGCCCGGGUUCUUUCCACUGAGCCUCGCUGAACCUCCGGCGGCCCCGAAAUCCUCCGUCCCCGCCACGGUUCGGUUAAAAGAACAAAGCGCGCUGCCCCUCACUUUCACCCUGCGGCGUUUGGCUCUGUGCAGGGCUUUUGGCUGGGUCCUGCACGGAGGGACCCGGAGCUCUGCCCUGACAAGGUGGCCCUGUCUGUCCAGACUAAUUGCCCCGAUCGCCGAUUCCGGGGAGAAGCCUAGAGUGGCUUCUAAAACCCACCAAAGUGCACAGGGGGCAAUUGGAAUUGCCCCUGCCUUCCAGGGGUAAGGGGAUCCACCUCCUGCCGUCGCUGUCGCCCCAGGCUGCUCGCUGGAGUAAAUUGCAACCGCUUAGGGAUCCUUUCUCAGAGCCUCGAGAGCGAGAGUUCAGAUCAGUGAGGCCGGCCCGCCCUGCUCUGACCGCCUCGGAAGGGGAGGAUGGAUUUAUCAGGGAUGAAAAAGAAGAGCUUGCUCGGAGUCAAAGAAAACAAUAAAAAGUCCAGCGCCAGGGCUCCGUCUCCCUCCAAACGCAAAGACCGCGCGGAGGAGAAGUCGAAGGACCGGUCGAAGGACAAGGGGGGCACCAAGGAGUCCGACAAGGACCGCGGCCGCGACAAGGCGCGCAAGAGGCGCAGUGCUUCCAGCGGCAGCAGCAGCACCAGGUCCCGCUCCAGCUCCACGUCGAGCUCCGGCUCCAGCACCAGCACCGGCUCCAGCAGCGGCUCCAGCUCCUCGUCGGCCUCCAGCCGCUCCGGCAGCUCCAGCACCUCGCGGAGCUCCAGUUCCAGCAGCUCCUCGGGGUCCCCGAGCCCCUCGCGCCGCCGCCAUGACAACAGAAGACGCUCGCGGUCCAAAUCCAAACUGCCCAAGAGAGACGAGAAGGAACGGAAGCGGCGCAGCCCGUCCCCCAAGCCCACCAAAGUGCACAUCGGGAGGCUCACCCGGAACGUGACCAAGGACCACAUCAUGGAGAUCUUUUCCACGUACGGGAAGAUCAAGAUGAUCGACAUGCCUGUGGAAAGGAUGCACCCCCACCUCUCCAAAGGUUACGCCUACGUGGAGUUUGAGAGCCCGGACGAGGCGGAGAAGGCCCUGAAGCACAUGGAUGGCGGACAAAUCGACGGUCAAGAGAUCACGGCCACGGCCGUGUUGGCCCCGUGGCCGAGGCCCCCCCCAAGGCGCUUCAGCCCCCCGAGGAGGAUGCUGCCACCGCCCCCCAUGUGGCGUCGCUCCCCCCCACGGAUGAGGAGAAGGUCCCGUUCUCCGAGACGCCGGUCCCCCGUGCGCCGCCGGUCCCGCUCCCCGGGCCGCCGACGCCACCGCAGCCGCUCCAGCUCGAACUCGUCCCGGUGAUGGUCGGGACGUGCCCGCUCUGCCGUCCAGACCGUCGGGCCCAUCCACGGAAUAGCGUAUCUCUCUAACCGGGGGUCGGGGGAGGGGGUCGGGCUUGGGCGCCUCGGCCCGCCGUGCCGCUCUUAGAGACAAGCGGGUCGUGGGUUCCAGCCGGCUCCCGGGACCGAGCCGCUCGUCGGCCCUCCCGGGGCGGAUGGGAUCUGAGCCAGCCCUAGCUCCCGCCGCCCUUCCCCACUCCUCCUCCUCCCCUUUCCUCCUUCAAGAUUGGCCAGCCCGGAGGCUGCCAGGCCCGGAGCCGCAGGGGAACCUCGGCAAAAUGUAAAUUUGCUCUUCUGUUUUAUUUGUUUUGUGGGGUUUUUUUGGCUUUAUUGUACAGUCAGUACCAUUGAGAUUUCUUGUUUGGAGUUUUGUACCUCCGUAGCAUCAUAUGGGUAACAUGUUUGCAAUUGCGUGUAAACUGUGUGGUGAAUAAACUCACAGGAUCAAAGGA
This is a messenger RNA of Ornithorhynchus anatinus (platypus), 1879 nucleotides long. It is a transcript of the gene RNPS1, whose product is annotated as RNA binding protein with serine rich domain 1. The transcript is spliced from 8 exons. Gene Ontology annotation, biological process: mRNA splicing, via spliceosome. Gene Ontology annotation, cellular component: ASAP complex; cytoplasm; nucleoplasm. Bases 475 to 1389 code for a protein of 304 amino acids. Gene Ontology annotation, molecular function: RNA binding. The record is from RefSeq and is a predicted model, not a curated record. Lineage: Eukaryota; Metazoa; Chordata; Mammalia; Monotremata; Ornithorhynchidae.